Molecule: messenger RNA, 1068 nt
Organism: Ailuropoda melanoleuca (giant panda)
Lineage: Eukaryota; Metazoa; Chordata; Mammalia; Carnivora; Ursidae
Product: centrosomal protein of 78 kDa
Exons: 4
Coding region: 221-568 (115 amino acids)
Biological process (GO): cilium organization
Cellular component (GO): ciliary basal body; centrosome
Source: RefSeq, a predicted model, not a curated record
GGAAAGGCUUUUGGAUAUCCUACUAUGAAUUGUUUAUAAUACGUAGUCUAUUUCUUCACGCUAGGAAAAGCUGGAGGAGUGCCUAAAGCAGUUAAAGGAGGAAAGAGUAAUAAGGCUUAAGGCUGAUAAACGAGUCAGUGAGCUGGAACAUGAAAAUGCCCAUUUAAGAAAUACAAAUUUCUCUUUGUCCGAAGCCUUGCAUGCACAGUCAUUGACAAGCAUGAUCCUGGAUGAUGAAGGUGUUUUGGGCAGCAUUGGGAAUUCUUUUCAGAAGUUCCAUGCUUUCUUGGACCUCCUUAAAGAUGCUGGGCUUGGGCAGCUUGCCACAAUGGCUGGUAUAGAUCAGUCAGAUUUUCACUUACUAGGUCGUCCCCAGAUGAAUUCUACUCUUAGUAGUCUGCCUAAGGAAGAGAAGAAGGCCCUUGAAGAAGAAAAGCCAGAAUCAAAGCAGAACCCCGUAGGACAGAUGCAAAAUAUCCAAGUUUCUAUUUGUAUGCAGUCAGCUUACAAUGAAGGAACACUAAUGAAGGUACAAGUACUGAUACAGAUAAUUUUUAUAAAUAAGUAAUCCAGACAUAACUAAUAGUGUAUAAUAGUUAACCUCCCAGUUAUGGGAGCAAGAGGGGACAACCCGUCUGCUUUUCUCCUGGCCUGCCUUGAACCUUCCCUUCAUCUCCCAUCUCAGCCGACCUCAGACAGUCUUGGGAACUGAUAGCUUGAGAACAGUCUCGUCACAAAUUGGAUACUGCUUACAUGUUCCUGGAGGAUAGAAAAGAAAUUAAUUUUCUUAAGGAAUAGGGCUUUAUUAUUUUUAAUGAGGGAAAGGGAAGUGGGCAAUAAUCAUCCCAAACACAAAAUGUGAAAAUGUAGUAAACGUUGCCUUGGAUAUAGUGAAGUUAAGUUGCGAAUCAACUGGCAAGUUAUAAUUAGAAAAAAACUGGAUUAAUCAACUGACUGUCUUAAUAACAAGAUCACAGAGUAGCAUUGAAGUCAUGGACUCUACUUUUUAAUGGCUGGCUUUGUUCAUCACUGAAUUUUUGUUUUGUCUUCUUUUGUUUUUCCCUCCAG